Molecule: messenger RNA, 1779 nt
Organism: Pyricularia oryzae 70-15
Lineage: Eukaryota; Fungi; Ascomycota; Sordariomycetes; Magnaporthales; Pyriculariaceae
Product: acriflavine sensitivity control protein acr-2
Exons: 3
Coding region: 1-1779 (592 amino acids)
Biological process (GO): positive regulation of transcription by RNA polymerase II
Cellular component (GO): nucleus
Molecular function (GO): DNA-binding transcription factor activity; transcription cis-regulatory region binding
Source: RefSeq, a predicted model, not a curated record
AUGGAUGCUCCGAACGAAGACUUUCAAACAAACAACGUUGAAUUCGGCCAGGAAUGUCUCGGCUACGGCAACCUAUUCCGCUGGGUUGGAGCUGUGGCUUCGCACGGUAAGAGGGCCGGUCACAAAACUUGGGUAGACGAUCCCGCUGUGGUUAACCAUUCGUUGUCUCCUUCACCUAUUGGCUUCUCGUCGACGGCCUGGUUGCCAGAGUACGGAGCGCCACAGCCACAGCCACAACCACAGCACGGAGCGCUACAACAUGGAGAGCUACACUAUGGGACCGAUAUCCCCGCCCUGCAGUUCGACUGUUGGCCAGCAAACUUGUGUGCUCGGCCUUCCCAACCGCAUGGCACAUACUCAUCUCCGCUACCAUGGGAACCACCAGCGAUGACGCCGCCUAUGGCCUCGACCAGCCCUGUUGCUCUUCGUAGUCUAGACGACUUUAUGUCAUCAGCCUCACCGACAGCUUCAUCUGUAGCUCCUAGCAGCGAUGGAAAUGUGGAUUUCGCAUUCUCCAACAGCCUCACGUUGCAUCGCCUCCUUGACCCAACUGUCCAGGACUAUAAUCCUUCGACAAGGUACUAUCUAAACUACUUCUCUGAACGGGUCGCCAAAGACCUCGUAGUAUAUGAUAUCCCCAAGAACCCUUUCCGCAGUGCAGUGCAGAUAUGCCGCCCACAUGGAUCCCUCCUGUAUGUCAUUGUCGCCUUGGCUGCAGUUCACCGCGCUUCCUUCUUUCGCUCUCGUGGGCUUCCUACUCAGCGGUGUUUGUAUGAUGCGCUCUUGGCCAAACAGACGGCGCUUACACAGGUCAAGAGGGGCGUCGCCAACCUGGAAAAUGACAAGGAUUCGAGUGACGUUCUUACGGCCGUAGUCUUUUUUAUAAAUUUUGGCCUCAUCGACUCUGGCCGCGAUUCGUGGAAGGUGCACAUUGUGGCCGCGGGCAGGCUUAUGAAAAUGCUGCAGCAAAGAUCGACGGUAGAUGCGGACUCGUCUAUAUUGGCGCUUAGAGACUAUGUCAUGGGAGACUGCUUGACAUACUUCAUACUCGGCUCGACGCUCAACUCGUGGGAUGGGACAGGCGCUGAAGAGGUCUACGGUUCCCUCGACAUCAACUCGAUAAUGGAGCGCGCAGAGACCAAUGCUUACCACUCAAUCCCUAGCAAGAUCUUGGCCAUUAUCCUACGCUCGACGCAACUGGCUGCCCAAAUACAACAGAACGGAGGAAUAGUCUCACAGCAGCAACUCGAAGAAGCAAAAGGCCUGAUGGGGCUUCUCCAUACUUUUGAUACUCGUGGCUGGGCUACCCAUAUAUCCACAGCAAGUGGUGGCGCUCCCGAUAACCCCGAAUCCCGCGAGCACAUGGCGUCGGCGCACCGAGCAGCUGCAUGUGCCUACCUAUCGAUGGCAAUCCCCGGCUCUUUUAGCGGGCAUGGAAAUUUUGCGGCCGACAUAUACUCGCAUCUGCAGUUCGUGACUGAGGCCGACAUGCUCUUCAAAGGUAGCGUAUGGCCAACUUUCAUAUUGGGCGCGCAGACCGCGGACCAGGGGAUCAGGACUUGGGUUGAACGCCGGCUACAGGCAUGCUGGCAAUCAACGUGCCCCUGGGGUUAUGUGAAAACCGCACUCGAGAUACUCCAGGCGCUGUGGCUAUUCCAAGAAGGACUAGAUUCCACAACCUCAACGGACUGGCCCUCGCCACGUGAAGAUGGCGGAAUCAAAAGGUGGAAUUGGCUUUCUCAGCUGAAGAUGCUGGACGUGGAAUAUCUGGUCGUCUAA